Messenger RNA from Elaeis guineensis (African oil palm), 5110 nucleotides. Its product is annotated as pentatricopeptide repeat-containing protein At5g15280, mitochondrial. Gene Ontology annotation, molecular function: protein binding. NCBI's taxonomy places the organism in Eukaryota, Viridiplantae, Streptophyta, Magnoliopsida, Arecales, Arecaceae. The record is from RefSeq and is a predicted model, not a curated record.
AUGAAAUCGGGGCGGUCGCGUUUAGGCUUGCCCGGUCCGACCCACCCCGUUUUCAGCCCCGCAACUUCUCUCCUCUGCUUCCACUCCGACAACCCCUUCGUCCCUAUCGCCCGCUCCCUGGAGCGCCUUCGGUUCCAUGGUUUCCGGCACCGCGACUAUGCCUGGAUGGAGAAGAAAUUCCGUGCCUCUUUCAUCCGCCAUUUGCUUCAACACUUGUCGUCGUCUUCCGAUCUUGUUGUCCCAUCCAAGGUUCGAAUCACAUCCUUUACGUACCCCCGGUUUCCUCUCAAAGGCCGCAACUUUGGCUCAGAAAACCAUUCUAUUCCAUUCCCUUUAUUUUCUGGGAGGGCGAAGCCCUUCUCUAGUGCGUCGAUUCCGUGUUCUGCUGAGAAAUCUGGGUCGACUUCGGCUUCCGCAAAUGAGAUUAGGGGCGAAGACCAUGUAAAUUUUGCUUCAAAAUUGUCUUUUGGUAUCGGGAAAUCGGUUAUUUCUAGGUGUUCGUUUAUUUGGGAGACGAAAGUUGACACCUUGAUGGAGAAAUCUUCUUUGCAAGAUCUUCUCAAGCUAUAUGGGGAUCUGUCCCCAGAAACCACCCGCCGUUUCUGGCGGGUUUCGGCAUUGAAACCCGAAGAUUUCCUUGAAAUAUUAGUUGGUUUUGGCCCCGAUGUCAAUUUAAAAAAGGUUGGAUUUCUUUGGAAGUUGUUCAGGUGGGCUGAGAAGCAGAGCAGAGAGUUCAAACAUCUCCCGAGAUCUUAUGAAAUCAUGAUCUCCAUGCUUACUCAAGCUCGGAUGCUUGGUGAUGCUGAAUCCUUGCUUCUAUCACCAGAUGCAAGAGGAGCCUUUUCCGAUGCUAAUGGAGUAUCCAGUGAGAUCAUUCAAGGGUAUGCUGAGGCUUGCAAAUUAGAAAAUUCAAUGGCUCUGUAUGAUCGAGCAAGAGACUUGGGCUUAGUUCCUUCUGCAUCAUGUUUUCUUUCUCUUCUUAACCUUUUGAUCAGAAUGGAGAAGUCUGAGUCAGUUGUGAGAGUUUAUAAGGAUAUGAUAGAGGUUGGAUUUGGGUCAUAUUCUGGUAGUAGGGUUUUAGAUGUUGUUAUUGGUGAACUGACUAAGGAUGGACAGAUUCUUGAAGCUACAGCUGUACUUAAGCAAAUAAAAGUUUCUGGUAUUGAAGCCAGCCCUAUAGCUCUCUCUGCAAUUGCUGAGGGAUUAUGUAAGAAAAAAGAUUUCAACGAUAUGAUUAAAUUUUUGGAAGAAUGGGAGCACAUCCCUGAAACUUGUAUUUGCAAUAAAAUACUUUCUUCUGUGUGCAGCGAUCUGGGGACUGAAGAGGCAUGGUUAUUUGUCCAAAGGAUGGAGGCUUUAGGCUUCAAGGCAGAUGCUGUGACCUUUGGAAUAUUUAUUUGUGAGAGCUGCAGAGAGAAAAAGUUGAGAAAUGCAUUUUUUUAUUUAUCAGAAUGUUUCUCUAGGGAUCUAAAACCCAAUGCUUAUGCUUAUAAUGCCCUAAUUAGUGGGGUUUUUAAACAGGGACUAUGUAAACAUGCAAAAUAUGUGUUUGAGGACAUGCUUGAAAAAGGGCUAUCGCCGGACCUAUCAACAUUCAGAAUUCUUUUGGCAGGAUGUUGUAUAUACAGAAAAUUUGAUGAAGUUAAACAAGUUCUUGAUGAAAUGAACAAUCAUGGUGUAGUUUUUCUGGGACCUUCAGAUGAUGCUCUUUCCAAAACCUUCAAGAUUUUGGGUCUUAACCAUUUGAAUGUGAAGGUGAAGAGGGAUAAUGAUCUUGGACUUGCAAAGGCUGAAUUCUUUGAUUCUCUAGGCAAUGGACUCUACCUAGAAACUGAUAUUGAUGAGUAUGACAAGUCCUUAACCUGGAUCCUUGAUAGUGCGAUGAUCCCUGACUUUGAUUCUGCAUUAAUCAAGGAAUGUCACCGGGGAAAUCUAGAGGGUGCUCUCAAGGUGAAGCAUGAAGCUGUUCAGUGGAGGCAGAAUUUGUCUAUGUCUAGCUACUUUGAAUUAUUGAAAACUUUAUGUGCAUCCCCACCCCACAUAGAAGAAGCUGUAAGUCUAACAGAUGAGAUGCCGGAUUCAUGUGAUCGGCUUAGGUCUGAGACUCUUAAUUUACUUAAAUGGGCAUUAAUCAAGAAAGCAAUGGCAGCUAAUGUGAAGUUGAUUUUGGAGAGACUGGUCAGAAGAGGGCUGCUGGUUGACAGUGAUGCAUAUACUGCUCUUAUCAUUGGUUUCAGCAAAGAAGGUGAAAUUAACAAACUUCAGCAUUUCUGGAAACUAGCAAAACGAGACAUGUGGUUACCUGAGUUUAAGGACACUAAGGUGCUGGUAAGUUUUCUAUGCAGGUGGGGUUUGAUCAAAGAAGUUCUAGAGCUUUUCGAUAAAAUGGUGGAGAAUUACUCUAAGUUGAUUCCUGCUAUUUUCGGUGUCUUUAUCAAAGAAUUAUGUAUAUCAGGCUAUACAAGUGUCGCGUGUACACUGCUGGAGGAACUUCUCCAGAGGGAUCUAGUCUUUGAUCAAGCAGUUUAUGUGAAUCUAGUAAACGGGUUCUUGAAGGAGCAAAAGUUUGCUGAAGCACUUGGAAUAUUUGAUAUAUUACUUGAGAAAAACAUAACCGCUUCUGCACAUGUGUAUCAACUAUUAAUUCCUUUGUUAGUUAGAUUUGGAAGUGUUGAAAAAGUAAUGAAUUUGAAGCAAUCUCUACUCAGUAAGAAACUGGAAGCUCGUGUUUCUGCUUUUGGAACCAUGGUGAGUGAAUUAUGCAGGACUGGAAAAAUAAAAGAGGCAACCUUGCAGUUGCAAGAAAUGCUAAUUGAUGGAAUAUUUCCAGAUGGUAAUACUUUAAAUGCUUUGUUGCAAGGAUACUGUCAAGAAAACAAUUUGAGGAAGGCAUACGAGAUUCUCAGUGUCAUGGUAAGAAUGCAUGUUAAUCUUUCGCUUUCAGGCUAUCGAAGUUUGGUACGUCAAAUGUGUGCACAUGGUCACCUACAUGGUGCAUUGAGUGUGAAGAAACUGAACCUAGGAAAAAAUCCACAGGAGCUGAUUUUAUAUAACAUUCUAAUAUUUCAUCUCUUUCAGACAGGAAACAGUUUGCUUGUUGAAUCUCUUUUAAGGAACAUGCAUGAUAAAUUCAUAAAUCCUGAUAAAAAUACUUAUGAUUUCCUUGUUUACGGUUUCUCUAAGUGUGGCAAUGCCUCCACAUCUGUUGAAGCUCUGAAUACCAUGAUUGCCAAAGGCCUAAGACCAAGCAAUCGUAGCCUCAGAACAAUAAUCUGUCAUCUGUGCAGUAAUGGAGAAGUUGAUAAAGCAUUAGAACUGAGCAAGGAGAUGGAAUGUAAUGGCUGGAAGCAUGGUUCUGUGGUUCAAAAUGCGCUUGCUGGGCAUCUUCUAUCACGUGGAAAACUUUGCGAAGCAGAACUCUUUUUGGAUCAAAUGAAGCAAAAGGACUUGAUCCCCAACAACAUUCACUAUGACCUUCUGAUUAAGCAAUUUUGUGGGCAUGGGGGCAUAAAGAAAGCAAUUGAUCUGCUGAAUGUAAUGUUAAAGAAGGGAAAACUUCCAAGCGACAUCAGUUACAGUUCAGUCAUUCAUAAGCUCUGCAGUUGCAAAGCAUUUGAUCAUGCUCUUGAUUUCCAUGCUGAAAUGCAGUACAAGAACCUUGCAGCAAGUGAAGAGUCCAGUGAAGCACUCAUUUCAGGCCUUUGUGCUGUUGGGAGAACUGAUGAUGCCAAAGGAAUUUUGGGGAAAAUGCUCCACUAUGGUUCAAUGCCCACUUACAGCAUGUAUAACCAUGUUAUCAAUAGGUACUAUGCUAACAACGAGCUGGAAAAGGCAUCAGAAGUUUUGCGUGAAAUGCAACAAGCUGGGUAUUCUCCUAAUUUUGAGACUCAUUGGUCUCUUAUAAGCAAUUUAAGCAGUUGCAGCAGUAACAAAGAUGACAAUGGCAAUGGCUUUUUAGCUCGCCUUAUUUCUGGGAGUAGACUUCCUGUAAAGAAUUGUAAAGAUAAAGGUGCUUCGGCAUUCAAAUAUACAUCCAUUAUGACUUAAGUUUUGUAAGAAACGUCACAGCAUGUUAUUAUGGUCCAUAAACGCUUUCUGAGUAAAGAAGUGAUUGGGUUGCCAGAUUGAGACUCUGUCUUGAGUGUUAACACACUAGGGAGAACAGAAAUCACCUGGGUGUGAUCCUUUGCAUUAAUUUCCAGCUGAUAACAACUGGAUAUUGUUAAUUUUUCCAGUUUGGUCCUUCUUUGGUGUACAGAAAAGAGGAAUAGAAAACCAGAGGAAUUUUAUGCAGCAAAGGGUUCAUCAAUGUCAGCAUGGCAGCACAAGAAGAUGAAUAUAUAACACCAUGACAAAGAUGGUCGUGUAAAGUUUGCUGAAGCAUUGUUACAUCUACAGCUCGAUCAAUUGUUGCACGGAAUUGAAAAGGUUUGAAAAUGAAAUUCUCCAAAUCCCCUUCAGUGGGUCAUGUGUUUGGAGAUUGCAGAAGAUAUUGCACAGAGUCUUGCAUACAUGCACCAAGCUUUGGCUAGUCCACAGUGAUGUCUAGUCUUCAAUGUCCUUGCAGCUUGAGGCUUGCCUCACUGACAAGCAGCCCCUCGUUUUUUAUAGAAGCGGAUGGUGAGGAUGAGUCAUGACAGAGCAAACCCAAAGUCUGCUCUGUGGCCCACAUCUACUUUUUGCUUGCUGCUGCUGUAGUUUCUCACCGGAAAGCUUCAAUUGGAGCACUUGAUCCUUACUAUGACCGAUCCGCCAGAUUUGGUCCAGUCAGGGAAGGUGAAGAUGCUGAUGAUAAAUGUGCCGAAUAAUGAUCAUUGAAAUUAGAACAGUCUGUAUUUGGUCUUCAUCGGAUAGUUGGCCUUUCACAUGGCAGAUUCUGAAGAUGAUAAGAUAAGCAGAGAAAGUCGACACUGGGAUAGCAACAUCAAUUCAAGCAGCAUUUCAUACAUUUAGCACAUUACGUCCAUAUCUAAUGGACCACCGAAGAUGGUUCUUUAGAUUGGCAAAUUGGUAGUGGAGUUGGUGUUAUUGUACAUGAUACCAAUUUUUGUUGUAAGAUUUGAUUAAAAAAAAAAGGUAGUAUAAAUAAACAUGAUUUUGGGGCUUGAAA